Messenger RNA from Parnassius apollo (apollo), 360 nucleotides. Lineage: Eukaryota; Metazoa; Arthropoda; Insecta; Lepidoptera; Papilionidae. The record is from the annotation of a GenBank genome assembly.
AUGAGAUCUGAACUAAGUCGUAGUUCUCUAUUAGAAAAAUACAUCGUGUCUAAUGAGCUGAUUUUAAAAACCAUGCAAGAAAAUAUUACUGAUAUAAAAAACCAAAUUGCUGAUAUUAAAUUGACAAACGAGCGAUCUCAUAGCGCAAUGCAAGUAAAAAUGGAAUCACUUGAAUCAGACUUAAACAAACUCAAAAUUUCCUCAAAAUCUGCACCAAUAACGCUGGAAAACGAGUUGAUACUCGGCGAACAAAUUAUACAGGAGAUUCAGCAACGCAAAAAUAGAGAAAAAAAUAUCGUGCUUGUAGGCUUACCUGAACAAAUUGCGUCUACUCCUGAAGACAGAUUGUCAAAAGACUAA